AUGACAGACAACAACCUCUUCGUCGUUAGCGACGUCCCCCCAAAAGGCAAAGGCCUCAUCGCGACCACCAAGAUCCCCAAAGGAACCCGCAUCAUCGCUGAACCCCUACUCAUCAAAGUCCCCCAAGUAGGCAUCGCUGAAACCAACGGACUUUGUGCCGGUCCAGAUGAAGAGGACGGUGCCGUAUUCCUAGCCACUUCACGCAUCAACCACUCUUGCAAGCCAAACGCGCAGAACCGGUGGAAUCAGGGUCUGGGAAAGAUCACCGUCCAUGCUGUUGAAGACAUCGAGCAGGGACAGGAAAUCACCAUCACCUACUUGGGCAACCCUGAAGUCUAUGAGGAGCGACAAAAGAAACUCAAGAACGCUUUCGGCUUUGACUGUUGCUGUCGUCUUUGCUCUUUGUCGCCUGCUGAGCGUGACCUCGACGACAAGCUCAUCAAGGAGAUCGACCACCUCCAAGAGGACCUCGAAAAUGAGGACUCGAUCCUGGAAUCCCCAAUCAGAUGUCUUGAUAGAAUUUACAAGGUCGUAUCUCAACUUGAAGCUCAGGGUGUCGGCACCUCACUUGUCCCAACGCUGUUCGCUUCCGCUAUGGGAGUGGCUGUAGCUCACUCAGACCUGGCAAGAGCCAAAGUCUUUGCCCAGCUGUCCCUCAAAGGCUGCACCAUCUCCGUGGAUCAAAAACCUCAAGGCGCUCACCGAGGACCCUUCCAGGCAUGA
Messenger RNA from Fusarium graminearum PH-1, 723 nucleotides. RefSeq lists its product as uncharacterized. Gene Ontology annotation, molecular function: protein binding. NCBI's taxonomy places the organism in Eukaryota, Fungi, Ascomycota, Sordariomycetes, Hypocreales, Nectriaceae. The transcript is spliced from 2 exons. The record is from RefSeq and is a predicted model, not a curated record. The coding region runs from base 1 to 723 and encodes 240 amino acids.